AUUUAAAAUGUACAUAAAUAAAGCGUAAUGUUUAUCACAGAGCUAUAAUUACUGUUCACUGUCGUCGGUGUAGUUAUAGGAACUGUUUUUCCAAAAUGACUUCGAUAUUAGAUCAGUAUAAGCAAGCAGCACAGGCUUCCUAUAGAACAAAGCCACCUGCUGAGCCCAUGAUAUCUUCAGGAUACAUCAAUAUGCAGCUCGAAGAUAAUGUACCGAUGUUUACGAAACAGAAAAUGAACCUCAACCCAUCGGAUUUAAUCACUCACGCUGCCGUUUCUAGUGAUAACUUAGUGGUGGCUAUGGCGAAUGGGAAAUUGUUCAGAAUGGACAUAAGGAAUCCUGAUUCUGAGCAAGAAAUUCACUACUCAAAAUAUUGUCAGCCAACCUCUAAAUUGAGCGGUUUGUUUCUGGAUCCACUCGGAUGUCAUCUCUUAAUGUCAUUUUCAUCUAAAACAAAAGAUGGAUGCCCUGAACUAGCCUAUAUCCAUCAAAAGAGCUCGAAACUAAAAUUUGUCAGCAAAAUCCCCAACUAUGAAAUUACUGAAGUUGGUUGGAAUUUCGAAAACACUUCUAACAACAUGACUGGACCUAUUUUAUUAGGCACUUCUAAAGGACAUUUACUGGAAACUGAGCUAGAACCGAACAAUGACAAAAUGUUCAUUGCCAGUGAACACUACUGGCGACAGAUUUUCGACAUUGGAAAGGGGGCAGACACACCCAUAACUGGAAUAAAAUUUCACAGGGUUGCCGGAACAAAUAAGUACUGUAUAUUUGUGACAACACCAACAAGAAUUUACCAGUUCAUUGGGCAUGCCAUUUUUUCUGAGAACAAACCAUCUCUGAAGUCAGUCUUUUAUCCGUAUUUGACCAUUCCAGAAACAGGUUUUCAGGAAAUACCUUCUACGUUAAAAUAUUCUGAGCUACAAUAUUACUUCGAUAAGAAUGAAAUGCCUAAAACGUUUGCCUGGCUUACCGAACAGGGUAUCUUCUAUGGUCAGUUGGACCCGACAUCUCAACAGAACUCAAAUUCUGUUGUCACCCAAGGCUCGCUCGUAACCUACCCUUCGGGACCGGACGGCAAAGAAAUACCCCCAUUAUCAUUUGUUCUCACGGAAUUCCACACUCUGCUAAUGUAUUCAGAUCGAGUUAAAGUAGUAUCUCUACUCAACCAAGAACUUGUCCACGAGGAUAUUUACUCGGAAGCUCAUGGGAAACUCAAAACAAUAAUACGCGACUUGAAGAAAAGACAGAUUUGGGUGUUUACGGAAAAAAAGAUAUUUCGCUACAAGAUCGUUCGUGAAGAACGGAACCUAUGGCAGAUAUAUUCAGAUAAAGAACAGUUCGAUCUGGCUAGAGAAUAUUGUCAGAACAAUCCGGCCUUCCUGGACAUCGUGAACAUGAAACAAGCCGAUCUGUUCUUCUCGAAAGGCGAAUACGAGAGAAGUGCCGAAAUAUAUGCCGAAACCCAAAGAAGCUUUGAGACGAUAUGUCUUAAGUUUUUGGAAGCCGAGCAAUUUGAUGCCUUAAAGAAAUACUUGGAAAGGCGACUGGAGUCAUUGACAGAUGACGAUAAGACGUUGAUCUCGAUGAUCGUUAUCUGGAUGACGGAGUUGUAUCUGUCGCAACUGGGCACGCUGCGGCGGACGGGCAGGGGCGACAGCUCGGAAUACCAUCAGAUGCAGAGCGACUUCGAAGUGUUCCUGCUCCAUCCGAAGGUAUCGAAGACGAUGCGUCACGUUAAAUCCGUCAUAUACGAGCUGAUGUCCUCGCACGGCGACAAACAGAAUCUACUGAAACUGACGAUGAUCAACGAGGAUUUUGAAAACGUCGUGUCCCAGUACGUGUACAGGAAGAAUUAUCUAGAAGCUAUAAACGCGCUGCAGAACUUGAAGCGCCCGGACCUGUUCUACCAGUUCGCUCCGGUGCUGAUGGAGGCGGCUCCCAAGCACAUGGUGAACGCUCUGAUCGCUCAAGGCGCCAGGCUGAGUCCCUCGAAGCUGUUGCCGGCGUUCCUGUCCUGUCAGAACGACGAGGCGCACAUCACGGAGAUCACCAGAUACUUGGAGUUCAUUGUGGUGCACUUCAACGUGAAGGACAAGGCGAUUCACAACUACUUGCUGACGCUGUACGCGGAGCAUGAUCAGCAGGCGCUGAUGAGGUACCUGUCGCGGCAAGGGCAGGACAUCGCGCUGGUCAACUACGAUGUUCAUUACGCGCUGAGGCUUUGUCGCGAGAAGAACGCGUCGGAGGCGUGCGUGAAGCUGUCGGCGCUGCUGGGGCUGUGGGAGGGCGCCGUGGAGCUGGCGCUGCGCGUGCGGCUCGCGCUCGCCAAGAGCGUCGCCGCGCUGCCCGACUGCCCGCACGUGCAGCGACAGCUGUGGCUGCACAUCGCUGAACACGUGAUCACCAAGAACCAAGACAUCAAGGAAGCGAUGAGUUUCCUCGAGGAGUGUCCCCUGAUCAAGAUCGAAGAUAUCCUGCCGUUCUUCAGCGACGUAGUCACCAUAGAUCAUUUUAGGGAACCUAUUUGUCAAUCUUUACAGGAGUACAACAAUCAAAUUGAGGAGACAAAAGCUGAAAUGGAAGAAGCUACGAAGGCCGCUAAAUACGUUCGCGAUGAGAUCCACUCGUUCCGUGGUCGCAGUGUGCGCGUGUCGGCCUCCUCCGGGUGCUGCGCCUGCGACCUCGCGCUGCUGCUGCGGCCCUUCUACCUCUUCCCCUGCGGACACCACUUCCACGCGGACUGCCUCACUGCCGAGAUCACGCCGAUGCUUGGUGCAGCAAAGCGCAGCAAGCUGGGCGACCUGCAGCGUCAGCUGUCCGUGCUGUCCAACAUCGAGCUGUCCACCGCCACGUCGAGCGGCCUGCCCCUCAGGGAAGUCUUGAAGAACGAAAUAGACGACAUCGUGGCGAACGAGUGCAUCUACUGCGGAGAGCACAUGAUCAGCUGCAUCGAUAAACCGUUCAUAUCAGACGAGGACUGGGACAGAGUCAUGAAGGAAUGGGAGUAGCGAAAUAUUCGGAUUGAGGUGUUUGUACGACACAAACUGGUAGGACCUGUGAGUCCGCGCGGGUAGGUACCAACACCCUGCCUAUUUCUGCCGUGAAGCAGUAAUGCGUUUCGGAUUAAAGAGCGGGGUAG
Messenger RNA from Bombyx mandarina (wild silkworm), 3142 nucleotides. It is a transcript of the gene dor, whose product is annotated as vacuolar protein sorting-associated protein 18 dor. The record is from RefSeq and is a predicted model, not a curated record. NCBI's taxonomy places the organism in Eukaryota, Metazoa, Arthropoda, Insecta, Lepidoptera, Bombycidae.